AUGGCGCACAAGAAUCAGAGAAAAGAGAGCUCCAGCAGUGCGUCACAUCCGACCAAUGAAGACCAAGACAGUCUGAUCCGUCCGAAGAAACUGUCCAACCCCGUGCUGGAGUCCUGCAGUCGGAGGGGAUUACACCGCGAGCUCAUCGUCAGCCACAGAUGUGGUCUUCUGCCUGAAAGGAAGCCGGAGCUGAAGCAUGUGCUGGAGCAGAGGAGACUGGAGAAACAUCGAGACCGAGAACAAGCCUCACAGCCGCCGUCCGACCUGGAGAAAGAGCUGAGCAAGAGACGCCAGAUACUGCAGGCGUAUGAGCAAGAAGAGCUGAGACGCAGAGAAGACCUGCGAAACAUGCCGGAGUUUGUUCGAGUGCGAGAAAACCUGAGACACAUCAGCAUCACAGGCUUCUGA
Molecule: messenger RNA, 408 nt
Organism: Danio aesculapii
Lineage: Eukaryota; Metazoa; Chordata; Actinopteri; Cypriniformes; Danionidae
Product: protein FAM107B
Exons: 4
Coding region: 1-408 (135 amino acids)
Source: RefSeq, a predicted model, not a curated record